ACAUCGACAUACAGUACAUACAUUAUCUUGCCUGGCUAACGGGCCAGGGCCUGAAACCCCUCUAGCACUCCGCAAACCCCGCAACAACCGCGCCUUUUUAAUGCAACCGGCUGGACCGUCGACAUUAUACUACAAACAUUGCUUGCCUCCUGAUCAACCACACUGUAUCUUGUGCUUGGACAGGCGGCUUUUAGGGCUUCCCGUGUGUCCAGCCGACAUCCUAGCGCCAGUGUACACGCGACAGGGGCCCCGUCACCAAACCUGUGUGUCCUUUCCACCUAAGCAAGUUCAAGUCGAAGACCAAGGCACUUCCUACUUGCAGAGGCAGGCCAACGCGUCCACGGUUACAACCCCGCUAGGGUUGUCUGGGCACGACGGCAGUUGGUACGGAGUAGUCGUUGCCACAGGGCCGCCUACAUGGCUGCCUCAGAGCCGCGGCUGCUCAUUAUCGACACAGACCCAGGCGUAGAUGACGCCAUGGCUAUCCUCCUGGCCGCCAACAGCCCCGAGGUCCGGCUGGUGGGGCUGACCACUGUGUACGGCAACGUACCCACGGCCCUGGCCACGGCCAAUGCCCUGCGGCUGCUAGAGAUGGCGGGGCUGGGCCAGGAUGUGGUGGUGGCUCAGGGCGCGGCGCGGUCUCUCAAGGCCGGCAUGGACGUGGAGCGCAUCGCAGACUUCGUACACGGCGCAGACGGCUUCGGUGACAUAGGCCUGCCGCCACCCAAGGGCGCCGCCGCGGACUGCUCCGCAGCUGAGUUCAUUGUGCGUACCUGCCGCCAGCACCCCGGCCGGGUGACCAUCCUGGCGCUGGCGCCGCUCACGAACAUCGCCCAGGCACUCAUGCUUGACCCGCAGCUGGGCGACAAAUGGGAGUCGCUGGUGAUACUGGGUGGAGCGUUCUUUGUUAACGGCAACGUGAACCCCGCGGCUGAGGCCAACAUCUUCGGAGACCCGGACGCAGCUGACCUCGUGCUUGGCAGCACAUCGAACCUGAGGAUACUGGGGCUCGACGUAACGACGCAGUGCAAGAUGAGCGGGGAAGAGCUUGAGGACCUGAAGGGCCGCGGAAAGUACGGCACCUUCGUCCGCGACAUCUCCCAGUUCUACCUGGGAUUUCAUCGGGAGUGGCACGAUGUUGACGCUAUCUACCUGCACGACCCAACCGCCAUGGUGGCCGUGCUGCGGCCAGAGCUGUUCAGCUGGCAGCGGGGGGCGGUGCGCGUGGCGACCGACGGCGUGACAAGGGGCCAGACAGUCAUGGAUGCCAGCCCCAAGGGUUUCCAUGGGGAACACGGCUGGGCGGCGCCGCGGCCUCGCGUGGAGGCGGCUCUGGGCAUCAACAGUGACGCCGUGGUGGCGCUCAUACGAGACAGGCUCACCGCGGCGUGAGGGCAGCGGGCGGCGCGUUCGGCAAGAAGAUAUCUAAUGGAUAUAGUGCAGGAGCAAGGCCGCGAGCCGGUGCAGGACCAGGCAGGAUGAAUUCUUGGUGUGCGUGGAAGUGAGUGUGGUAGUUUCACGCUGCGCAAGUACAUAACCCGCCCUGGAGAACCUAGAUGUGUCUUUUGCCGUUAGUCCUACUACAUUGAGGCCGUACACAGAGGCUGGAUAGGGGUGCCCCUUGAUUAGUGAUCAAUCCUGGGGGAAAGUUGGCUGUCGCGCGGCCGCUAGCAGCAGCGGAGAAGCGGCGCCGGCGUGCAGGUUGAGACCUGCCGGUGUCGGGUACGCGGACUUUGCUGGCGAGACAGCGUGGCAGGGUGCGUGUGCCUUGUAGUCAAGUCAGGGGAAAUCUUAAUAAGGGAGGAAUCAGGGGAAUUUUGAACUGGAAACGGGAAGGUAGCGAGGUAACGGCACUUUUUGACGUGUCUGGUUGGCCUGCUGCCUGCUGCACUAGUGCUUGAUAGCUGGGCGCGACUGGGCACAUAUGGCGGGCGGUGCCUGUACAAACCGACCCCGGCUAUGUCCGGGAGAUGAGGCUAGUAUCGGAACCUUCGGCCUCAGACGGAGGACGUGGCGUGGCGGCACAGCCCACUUUUCCCUUGCAAGGGAGAGCCACCUUUUCUUGUUGACGUGUCAUGACGUGU
Chlamydomonas reinhardtii is the source of this 2084-nucleotide messenger RNA. RefSeq lists its product as uncharacterized. Gene Ontology annotation, cellular component: cytosol. The transcript has 11 exons. Gene Ontology annotation, biological process: purine nucleoside catabolic process. The record is from RefSeq and is a predicted model, not a curated record. NCBI's taxonomy places the organism in Eukaryota, Viridiplantae, Chlorophyta, Chlorophyceae, Chlamydomonadales, Chlamydomonadaceae. Gene Ontology annotation, molecular function: purine nucleosidase activity. The coding region runs from base 418 to 1392 and encodes 324 amino acids.